Messenger RNA from Anopheles moucheti, 1329 nucleotides. RefSeq names its product clathrin light chain (gene Clc). The transcript is spliced from 6 exons. Bases 121 to 813 code for a protein of 230 amino acids. Gene Ontology annotation, cellular component: plasma membrane; clathrin coat of coated pit; synaptic vesicle membrane. Gene Ontology annotation, biological process: intracellular protein transport; clathrin-dependent endocytosis; clathrin coat assembly. Gene Ontology annotation, molecular function: structural molecule activity; clathrin heavy chain binding. Lineage: Eukaryota; Metazoa; Arthropoda; Insecta; Diptera; Culicidae. The record is from RefSeq and is a predicted model, not a curated record.
UUGGAUCGAAGAAAUUUUCCCGUUCUCCAGCAAAGUAAACGCGUUUUGGUGCAAAAAAUCGGCGUGCAAUAGUUUGUUUCUUGUGUUUGAUCGGAAAAGAAAACAACCUUCCUCGUCAUCAUGAACGCAUUUGGCGAUAACUUCGAGCAGUCGGAAGUGGACCCGGCGGCAGAGUUUUUGGCCCGCGAACAGAAUGCCCUCGCUGGACUGGAGGACGAAAUUCCGCCCGUGGCUGGUGCUGCAACGACGGACACGAAUGGUUCCAUCGAUGGUGAUCCCGUGCCGAAAUCAGAAUCGACAGGACUCGAAAACGAGCUCAAUGGAAGCUUUGAAAUGAUCAGUAAUGCCGAUGCGCAAGAUCCGUCCACUACUGCCGAUAAUUAUCACAACACAGAAGAUGAUAAUGAUGAUUUUGCAGGCUUCACAGUGCCGAAGCAGGUAACAGAGGAACCGGAAAAGAUACGCAAGUGGCGCGAAGAUCAGAAGACCCGGCUCGAGGAGAAAGAUCGCGAGGAAGAGCGUAAGAAGGAUGAAUUGCGCGAACAAGCUCGCAAGGAACUGGAAGAUUGGUACAAACAUCACGAGGAAACGAUCUCGAAAACGAAAGCCGCCAAUAGGGAAUCGGCCAAGAACGCUGAAAAACAGUUCGUGGCCGAGACAGACGAAAUCGAACCGGGUACCGAAUGGGAACGGAUUGCCAAACUGUGUGACUUUAACCCGAAGACGAACAAAUCGAGCAAAGACAUCUCUCGUAUGCGUUCCAUCAUUUUGCAGCUUAAGCAAAACCCGAUUCAGGCUACCAAGAAGGUUUAAAUAGGGCCUGAGGCGACGAACGCUCUCCGGCAUGGUACAUCCCUUUUGGCACAGCAUCACCAACUUUACGCUUCCAGUGAGGCGUUAAGUUGGUAGUAAAGUGUUAUUAGAACAUUCUUUUUCAUUAGAAAACUGCGCGGUGCAAUACUGCUAUAAGGAAUGAAAGAUGAACUGGUGGGCAAGAGAGAGAUUCAGGUUAAGCGAGAAACCUUAACAAUACAUAUAACAAUAAUGGAAUUAUUGAGAUAAUAUAAAUAGUAAUUAGACGGAUAUAGCAUCACCGAUAUUGCAGGAUUAAUAACACUAUCGAUGCAUGCCGUGUUGAUGCUAUUAUUGAGCGAUGUGCGAAAAGAAUAUAAUAUGGUAUAUAUUAUACGCUGUAUAAGUAACAAAUUGACGAUAAAUACAAAAUUCCUCUCACGUUAGGUCAUACACAUGCGUAAACAAACACGAAACAUUCAUAUGCGACAAAGCCGUUAGUGUUAAAGAGAUGAGAAAUGAAAAUAAACGGAAAUC